AUGAAGUUUUUCAUCUCUUCUUUGGCUUUACUUUCCACUGUGGCCGCUCACGGUUUUGUCCACGAUCUCAAGCUUGGAGCAGAUUCUUGGUACACAGGCUCUCUUCCCUUCACAGAUGAAUGGCAACAAGGUGGACCACCAGCACGUAUUGUUUGGCCCUUUUAUUCCAACGGAAAUGGUCCCGUCACCGAUGUUUCUUCCUCUGGAAUAGCCUGUAAUGUCGUAUCUUUAGUCUCUAGAUCACAACUGGCUGAUGCCGAUGAAAUCCCUGCCGGCUCUACAGUUUCUUUUUACUGGACCGACUGGCCAUCCGGUCAUAAAGGCCCCAUUAUGACGUAUCUUGCGUACUGCGGUGACAACACACUGUGUUCUGAAGUUGAAGAUGUCACGACACUUGAAUACUUUAAAAUUGAUCAGAAAGGAUACAAUUCAGAUUCCAAAACAUGGGCCACGGACGACUUGAUUUCGAAUAACAAUUCCUGGACUGUCACUUUGCCCAGCGAUAUUGUGGGCGGUAACUAUAUUGUGCGUCACGAAAUUCUGGCUCUCCACGAAGCAAUGGUCCUUGAUGCCCCCCAGUUUUAUCCAAUGUGUGCCAACCUCAAGAUUGCAAGUGGUGGAGGCACCGCCAAGCCUAGUGGUGUCAAGUUCCCCGGUGCUUAUAAAGAUACCGAUCCAGGUAUUUACAUCAAUAUUUAUGACGGUCAAGAUUUGUCACAGUACGUGUUCCCGGGACCAGAAGUAUACACGGCUGGCUCUGUUGCUGAUACUGCGGCUGAAGUAACCACUUCCGUUGCAGCCCAGCCUGAUUCAACCACAACCUCCUCUGCCUGGUCGUCUGCUUGGACCAGUUCCUGGUCUUCUUCCUGGUCUUCAUCAUAUUCUUCUUCUUCUUCCAGCUCGGAUCCCAUUUCUACUCCUACUCCUACUCCAUCUACCUCUUCAUCAUCUGAAGCUCUCACUCUGACUACAAUUCCUGGAGCUUCUUCCUCUACCUCACAUCACUGGGACUCCACAUCUACAACCACAGUCACCUCUACCGUUACCUCCACUACUUCAAUUGAUUACUCCACCACCUCCAGUGCCACUUCUUCGAUUAUUUCAUCUUCUUCUUCAUCUUUUUCUGCAGUCUCUUCUUCUGCCUUUUCCGCCGACGAAUCGACUGUCUCUGCAGAGUCCUCUGAAAAUGCUCCAGCAAGCUCCUUUUCUUCUUCCUUGCUGUCUGAGACCUUUUCAAGCGACUUCUUCGGUGCUUCUUCUUCGGCAACUGCCUCCGAAUUUUCUGCAAUUGCCUCAGACCUUUCUGCAACUGCUUCUGUUUUAGAAACUAAUGCAGCUAGCUCUAGUGUUGCUGAAACCAGCACAAGUGAAUCUAACAUUCAAAGUAUUAGCACUUCCACCACAAGUUCUAUAACAUCGGAAUCAUCCGUUGUUUCAAGUAUCAUUGAUCCUUCAUCUUCUGCUAUUUCUUCAACCUCUGAGAAUAUUGAUCCUCUUAUUUCAGAAACUUCCAGUGAAUCUACCUCCCCUUCUUCCACUUUCGAGUCUACUCUGUCCUCAACCACAGACUCCUCUUCAUCUGGUUCUGGCUCUGCUUCUAUUUCUAUUUCUACCUCUGCUUCCACCACUUCAGGCUCCAGUUCUUCUUCUGAUCUCUUAAACCCUUCAGAUUCUUCGGGUUCAACAACCACUGCCGCUUCUGAUUCCCCCACUGUAACGCCUACAGCCUCUCGUCUUCACUCCCACCACGUUCACUCCUCUUCAACUUCUUUGCUCAGCGCAACCGCUACAAUCACCCCUACUUACACUCUCGUUCUAACAUCCACCAGCUAUACCAGCAGCCUUCCUUCUUCUUCUUCUUCUUCUCCGUCCUCCUCCUCAGCAGCUGCUGCAGCACAAUCUUCACCCACAACAGCUCAAUACUCAGUUGUAAAAACAACAAUCCCAGGAGGCGUGGACUACGUUUAUAUGACAGUAUACGCUGACCCAGCUAUUGUGUACCAGACGCAGGUCGUUUGGGCUACAGCUUUUGCUACAGCUUAUGCUACAGCCUAUAACGAAAAACUGUGA
This is a messenger RNA of Magnusiomyces paraingens, 2070 nucleotides long. RefSeq lists its product as uncharacterized. Lineage: Eukaryota; Fungi; Ascomycota; Dipodascomycetes; Dipodascales; Dipodascaceae. The record is from RefSeq and is a predicted model, not a curated record. The transcript has a single exon. The coding region runs from base 1 to 2070 and encodes 689 amino acids.